AUGCAUUCCAUUCUUCGAAGAAGAGGCAUUGGGAACGUUGCAAAGCUUCAGUCUCGAACAUACGCUGCUCCCUCGGCCCUACCACCCAGACACCUCCUCUCGAUAGCAGACCUUACCCCAGCUGAGUUCACAGCUCUAGUUCGAAAUGGCCUGUCCCAUAAGCAGGCAAUCAAAUCCGGGUCAAUUCCGCAGUCUCUCAGAGGUGUAUUAUCAGGCCAAACAGUUGCCAUGGUCUUCCACAAGCGGAGCACGCGAACUAGAGUUUCCACCGAAGCGGCGGUGACACGGAUGGGUGGUCAUCCGAUGUUUCUCGGAAAAGAUGAUAUCCAAUUAGGGGUUAAUGAGUCUCUUUACGAUACUUCAGUAGUUCUCUCCUCCAUGGUAUCAUGUAUUGUUGCCCGUGUUGGUCCACACUCCGACGUGGCCAAUCUCGCCAAGCACUCAGCCGUUCCGGUGAUAAAUGCUUUGUGCGACACCUUCCAUCCACUGCAAACCAUAGCCGACUUCAUCACAAUCAAAGAAACCUUUGCACCCCAGUUGACUCCAGGUCAGAGUACGUCGUCGUCUCUGGGGCUGGAAGGGUUGAAGAUCGCAUGGGUUGGAGACGCAAACAACGUGCUGUUUGACCUCGCAAUUGGAGCAACUAAAAUGGGUGUGGAUGUCGCUGUUGCCACUCCCAAAGGCUAUGAGAUGCCCACUCAUAUUGUUGACCUAGUCAAACAUGCAGGGGAAGGUGUCCGAACUCCCGGUUCCCUUACGCAGACCUAUUCGCCCGAAGAAGCGGUCAAGAAGGCAGAUGUGAUUGUAACCGAUACGUGGGUAUCAAUGGGACAAGAAGAAGAGAAACUACAGCGCUUGAAGGCGUUUGAAAAUUUCCAGGUUACCAGCGAGCUCGCAAGGCGUGGAGGAGCUAACGAGGGCUGGCGUUUCAUGCACUGUCUGCCUCGGCACCCCGAGGAAGUCAGUGAUGAGGUUUUCUAUGGAAAGCGAUCUCUGGUGUUCCCAGAAGCUGAAAACCGACUCUGGGCUGCGAUAUCGGCUAUUCAAUCCUUCGUAGUGCAGAAGGGCCGAAUUGUCUGA
Trichophyton rubrum CBS 118892 is the source of this 1080-nucleotide messenger RNA. RefSeq names its product ornithine carbamoyltransferase, mitochondrial. The record is from RefSeq and is a predicted model, not a curated record. The coding region runs from base 1 to 1080 and encodes 359 amino acids. Gene Ontology annotation, molecular function: amino acid binding; ornithine carbamoyltransferase activity. Gene Ontology annotation, biological process: L-citrulline biosynthetic process. Gene Ontology annotation, cellular component: mitochondrion. Lineage: Eukaryota; Fungi; Ascomycota; Eurotiomycetes; Onygenales; Arthrodermataceae. The transcript has a single exon.